GGUGAAAUCCUAAUUGGUUUUAUGAGGCUGCGGUGCCCGCCGACGAAAACCUUGGUUUUCCUCCUACGAUUUCCUCAUCAUUUCUAAUUCCUCUGAGCUUCCUGCGACCGUAUGAUUCCAAUAAAAAACCGAAUAUAAAGACUAGUUUGGUAACUCGAUUUUUUCAAAAAAUUUUCAUUUUUCCAAAGUAAAAAUGAACUAAUAUCUCUUAUAAAAUAGAUUUUUUUUUAGAAAAAUAAGGUUGCUAAACUAGGCCUAACGGUGGUGGUAGAUACAGAGAUAUUGGGUAGUGCACGUGAAAAUAAAAACAGCUCCAUCGAUAUUUCAAAGAUCUAGAAGAAAAGAAAAGGAACAGAGAUAUCGUCAACGUUUUCCGGCCUUCACCGAGAGACACGCCGAAGUCUGCAAAUCCCCUCUCAGUCAACUCCAAGGGCCAAGACCCCAAUUUCCCCUAGAGGUUGGGAUUUUGUGGGUUCAGUCAUGCUCGAGCGGCACCGCGUUCAUCGCGACGCCGACGGCGAUCUCCCCGCCGCCGUGACCGCCCCCCUUCUCGCGCACCCACCGUCGCCGGCUGAGCCUUGGCCUGCGAACUUUGGUUCAUCGGAGAUAACCGACGAGGAGAUCGACGCCGCCUCCGCCGCCUGCUGCCGCAUCUGCCUCGAAUCCGAGUCCGAGCCUGGUGAUGUGCUAAUAUCUCCAUGUAUGUGCAAGGGGACACAGCAGUUCGUGCAUCGCUCCUGCCUUGACCACUGGAGGUCUGUUAAGGAAGGAACUGCCUUUUCACACUGCACAACAUGCAAGGCGCGAUUCCAUCUACGGGUUGAAUUUCUGGAGGAUGACAUUUGUCGUAGAAUGAAGUUUCGGAUGUUCGUUGCAAGAGAUGUUAUCAUUAUAUUCCUUCUUAUACAAGCCACCAUCGCAGCUAUAGGUGGUAUGGCAUAUUUUUUGGACAAAGACGGAAACUUCAGAAACAAAUUUUCUGAUGAUUGGGAACGGUUUCUGUCAAAGCAUCCAGUGCCCUUUUACUACUGUGUUGGUGUGGUUGUGUUCUUUGUAAUGGUUGGAUUUUUCGGGCUAAUACUACACCUCUCCUCUUACAACAACAACGAUCCGUGCCUGGUUGGCUCCCGUGAUUGUUGCUUUGGGUGUGGUCUGGUGGACUUACCGGCUUCAAUGGAAGCUUGUUUCGCUUUCGCUGUCAUAUUUGUUAUUAUGUUGGCCAUCCUUGGAGUUGCCUACGGGUUUCUUGCGGCGACUGUGGCCAUCCAGAGGAUCUGGCAGCGGCACUAUCACAUACUUACCAAGAAGGAGCUCACGAAGGAAUAUGUGGUGGAGGACCUCCCUGGGGGUUACACGCCGCCGAAGAUGGAUCCAGAGCAUGAGCAGCGGUUGAAGGUGUUGCAGCUCAUGUAGCUUGCACUUUCGCAGGUGAUGGACAUGAAGUAUCGCAUCUUUUUUGUUGCAUUGCAUGUAUGUACUUUUGCAUGCUGUGAGUGUUAUUAGUUGGGGUAAACAUGUAUUCUAGUGACGGAAGUCCAUGUGCUUAUAAUGUACAAAUAUAGAACCACGGUUACCAGUCCCAGGUGGGGAAUCACAUACAGGCUAGGAACAAUGCAAGUUAAAUUGAUCGACUGUUUCGCUACACAUACUGCAUUACUGCCGAGAGACAAUGGUAAUGCUCACUGUAUCGAAACGUUAGUUUCCUUUUUUUUCACUGCUUUGGCGCCUCGGUGUUUCGUCCCUUUGUAUCUGGAUAUGUUGUACUUCACCUGGACCAAUCAGAAUCACUCUACUACCAA
Messenger RNA from Zea mays, 1799 nucleotides. RefSeq lists its product as uncharacterized. Gene Ontology annotation, molecular function: zinc ion binding. Bases 481 to 1413 code for a protein of 310 amino acids. Lineage: Eukaryota; Viridiplantae; Streptophyta; Magnoliopsida; Poales; Poaceae. The record is from RefSeq and is a predicted model, not a curated record. The transcript is spliced from 6 exons.